Molecule: messenger RNA, 1024 nt
Organism: Beta vulgaris subsp. vulgaris (sugar beet)
Lineage: Eukaryota; Viridiplantae; Streptophyta; Magnoliopsida; Caryophyllales; Amaranthaceae
Exons: 5
Coding region: 250-561 (103 amino acids)
Source: RefSeq, a predicted model, not a curated record
AAAAAAUCAGCAACUGCAAGUUCUGAAUUGAUUGUGAGGGUCAAAGCAUCAUCUAAUAUCAAACGCUGGGAACUUUCAAAAGAUGAUAUAGAACUGCCUUUGAGUGUGAGAAUAGAGUGAAUUUUUGGAUAUAUCUACAACCACAAUAGCAGCAGCUAAUGCAGCCAUAUCUUCCCUACAGUUCAGGUUCUUGUCACCAUUGACAGUUGCCUGUUAGAUGAAUAUCACAACAUAAAUUUUUUCAAGAUAAUGCCAGAUAUAGAAAUCCAGUUAACGUCUAAUGGUGUUGUGCUUUCUCAUCUAAAGAACGUGAAGGUGGAUUUGUCAUCAGAUAUGUAUCAUUUGAUUGUUUCGAAUGUGCGGAUUACAACUGAUAAGUUAGACAUUAUUAUCCCAAUUUAUGAAGCCGUGUUGGUUUUAUCUCGGCCUGAUAAGCGACCCUCAGCAUACUUUGUCAAGUGUUUUCUGGACCUCUACGACUUGUCAACAUUAGUUCGUCAGAAUCAGGCGAAACGUUGCUUCACAAGCAGGUCAUUGAGGACUUCAAACUGGAGGUGUUAGAUAGACAUCGUAAUCAUGUCCAACAAGGCAUAGAAGCAGAGCUGCAUGUUCAUGGUUUCUCUUCUGUUGAUCAAAUUGGUCUAAAGCGCGGGGUAGUGUAGCUUUCUUACAACAUAAAGCAAAUAUACAAUAACGGUGAUUUCACGAGCUUUGCUGUACCACAACUUUAUUUGCGUAGUUUCAUUUGACUAUAAUAAUUUCAGAUACAUUGCGAGAGAGAAAGUAUUUGCGCAUACCCGGUAUGGGCCAACAGUGUCUAUACCGGGGUAUGUUAGUAAUUUUGCCAGAAAAAGACAAAAAGAUUUGACUCUGAUCAUGUAGGAGAGAAAUCAGAUCAACUAGCAUAUGAAUCAGAUCAACUACAAUGUGAAUCAGAUUAACUAUAAUGUGAAUCAGAUCAUGGAUAUAUGUAAGUAAAAACCAAAAAAAAAAAAAAAAAAAAAAACCAAAGAAAAAAGGAAAA